AUGGAGGCAUUGCUCAUCUUCCUGUGUUCCCUGCUGGUUCCAGCAGCCGUGGCAGACGUGGCCACGGCCACCCAGGAGAAGGAGGAGGAGGACCCCUUUAACUAUGAUUACCAGAGCCUGAGGAUCGGGGGGCUGGUGUUUGCUGUGGUCCUGUUCACUGUUGGCAUUCUCCUUAUACUCAGCAGGAGGUGCAGGUGCAGUUUCAGCCACAAGCCCAGGGCUCCAGGGGACGAGGAGACUCAGGCAGAGACCCUGAUCACCUCGAACGCAACAGGGGCACAGAAAGCAGAGAACUGA
Messenger RNA from Acanthisitta chloris (rifleman), 297 nucleotides. RefSeq names its product FXYD domain-containing ion transport regulator 6-like. Gene Ontology annotation, molecular function: sodium channel regulator activity. Bases 1 to 297 code for a protein of 98 amino acids. Lineage: Eukaryota; Metazoa; Chordata; Aves; Passeriformes; Acanthisittidae. The record is from RefSeq and is a predicted model, not a curated record. Gene Ontology annotation, biological process: regulation of sodium ion transmembrane transporter activity. Gene Ontology annotation, cellular component: membrane. The transcript has 6 exons.